Molecule: messenger RNA, 1207 nt
Organism: Momordica charantia (bitter melon)
Lineage: Eukaryota; Viridiplantae; Streptophyta; Magnoliopsida; Cucurbitales; Cucurbitaceae
Molecular function (GO): protein binding
Source: RefSeq, a predicted model, not a curated record
CGCACAUAGUCUCUCACUUUGCCGUCAGUCAAAGGAAGAAGAGUUCGAAAAAGAAAUGCAGGAAUCGAGGAGGGUUAUUUGUAAUUGUAAAGAGCAAAGAUCAGGAUGUUUUUGUUGUUACUGUUCAUGAUGCCGAUACAACAACAAAAGAGAGCGAUUAUAAUAAUCCUAAUCCCACUGUUUCCAACGAGUUAUAUAAAAUAGCACGCAACGGUGACUGGAAGACCGCGAAGACCGCGAAGUCUAUAUUCGAAUUGGAUUCAUCGACUCUUACAAUGAAGUUAAAUGAUGAAGGGGACACUGCUCUUCACAUUGCUGCUGCUAAAAAGCAUGUUUCUUUUGUUCAUAAUUUGGUUCAGCUCAUCUCCUCAUCCGACUUGGCUCUCAAAAAUGAUAGAGGAAAUACUGCCCUCACUAUUGCCUCUAUGUCGGGUGUUGUAAAAAUUGCCAAACUAAUGGUGGACAAGAAUCCCACUCUUCCAAAUCUUCUCGAUCCUCAAAAUCCUCAAAAUCCAAGUCCUGUUUUUGUCGCAAUUGCUUACAAGCGCAGAGACAUGGCUUCCUUCCUCCUCUCUAAGACCAAUUUCUACGCUUUACAUACUUCUCAACAGAUUGAACUUUUUAUUGCUACCAUCUCGCUUGAUUAUUAUGACAUAGCAUUGAAAAUUCUUAAAAAGAAACCAGAAUUAGCAUUGGAACGGAGGGAGGAAAAUGGAGACACAGCUUUGCACGUCCUGGCCAGAAAACCAUAUGGAACAAUUGGUAGCAGUAGUGAGCUUCGGAAAACAUAUCUAACAGAUUUCUAGGCUUCAAAGGACAACAAACUUUUGAUGCAAACAUUAGCUCGUCGAGUGGUUGAACRUUUAUGGGAGGUUAUUUUUGGUAGCCUUAAAAAAGACGACCUAAAAAAGUUGAUCCAAAGUCCCUCAAUAUUAAUGCACGAUGCGGCAAGAGUUGGAAAUGUCGAGAUCUUAAUCGUGCUCAUUCGUUCAUGUGUUSAUUUGAUAUGCAUAGUUGAUGAUGAUAAUAAAACCAUGUUUCACGUAGUAGCUGAAAAUCGACAGGAAGAUGUCUUCACUUUAAUAUAUGAGAUAGGAUAGAAAGAAGAAUGACAAGUAGAAUAUUAUUUAUGAGUUGUGAGAAAAAUAAAUGCUACAGCAUGCUACAUGUGGUUGCAAAAUUGGCUGCUCCAUCUCACUUGAAUAGA